CUCGCUCUCGCAGUUACCAAGCCACACUUCUGAAGCAAGGUACGACUUGCCGUUUCGCUUGUAACAACCAGAGCCCCUUCUCUCUAGGGUUUCAUUCAGUUUGAUUUCUUCAUCAAUUUUUCAUAUAGUUUCAGCAAACAGAUAGAAAACAAAAUGGCAAAACCAUUGUCUAAUUUAUUAUCGAGGGGAAUCACAGGUCUCUCUGCAGCCAGGUCUAAUAGAAAUGUGGCUGGAUCCUUUUACAAUAAUGUACAGAGAUACUCAACUACUGUACCGAAAGAUCCCGACACUCAUGAAGAUUUCCAGCCAAAUAAUAAGUUUGAGAGCUCUGACUUGUCUCUAAAAGAUAUUGUUGAACAGGAUGUCAAAGGAAACCCGGUUAUGAUUUACAUGAAAGGGGUGCCUGAUGUUCCUCAAUGUGGAUUCAGCGCCCUUGCCGUAAGAAUACUCAAACAAUACAAUACUCCCUUGAGUGCAAGGAAUAUUUUGGAGAAUCCUGAGCUGAAAAGUGCUGUAAAAUCAUUCAGCAACUGGCCCACGUUCCCACAGAUAUUCAUCAAGGGAGAGUUCGUUGGUGGUUCAGAUAUAAUUAUGGAUAUGCACCAGAACGGCGAGCUUAAGGAAAUGCUGCAAGACACUGCUGCUGCCAAUGAGAAGUCUAAUUAGUUAAUCCCUUCGACCAGAAAGUGGAUAGUGGGUCAUGUGGUUUUCAAGUUUCUCUGCUAUUGUGCUGAAAGAUUGUGGGAUAUAUAUCUGGUUUCCGGCAAUAAUAUUUUCAGUGAGACAGAGAUCUAACACUUUGUUUACAAUGUUUUCAACAAUAAUGCAAGCCUUUUUAUUUUGCUCUUCCAUGUGCGGCGUGCUGUAUAGUAAGGAGCUCAGAAACAGUAAGAAAAACAUGUAGUUAUUAGAUAUUAUAAGAACAUAUGGUUGAAAUAAGAAAAUGAUCAGCAUCACUUUGUUGUCCUGA
Messenger RNA from Mercurialis annua (annual mercury), 970 nucleotides. RefSeq names its product monothiol glutaredoxin-S15, mitochondrial. The record is from RefSeq and is a predicted model, not a curated record. The transcript has 6 exons. NCBI's taxonomy places the organism in Eukaryota, Viridiplantae, Streptophyta, Magnoliopsida, Malpighiales, Euphorbiaceae. Bases 154 to 666 code for a protein of 170 amino acids.